This is a messenger RNA of Cinara cedri, 177 nucleotides long. The record is from the annotation of a GenBank genome assembly. Lineage: Eukaryota; Metazoa; Arthropoda; Insecta; Hemiptera; Aphididae.
UUGUUAGUAAUUGGAAAAUCUAAGACUCCAAGAUGUUUUAAAAAUGUCAAAAACUUGAGAGUCGACUACAAAAGCAAUAAAAAAGCAUGGAUGACCGGAGACAUAAUUUCCGACUCGUUAAAAGAAUGGGAUAAGCAACUAGUAAAGGAAAAACGACAUAUCCUAUUGACUGUAUAG